GCCGCCGACAGGAGGCGCUCGGGGGACCUGCCCGCCUCAGCUGGGAGCCUCACCGACGUGUCCAGCGCCAGGGGCCGGGAGCAGGAUGCGGGCAGGAAACCCAGAUUGACGAGAACUCAAAGUGCCUUUUCUCCGGCCGCUUUCAGCCCCCUCUUCACAGGUGAAACUGUGUCACUAGUGGAUGUGGACAUCUCUCAGCGAGGACUGACCUCUCCUCACCCUCCGACUCCUCCACCUCCGCCACGAAGAAGCCUCAGCCUGCUAGAUGAUAUCAGUGGGACGCUGCCUACAUCUGUCCUAGUGGGUCCGAUGGGGUCUUCCCUGCAGUCUUUCCCUCUGCCUCCGCCUCCUCCACCCCAUGCCCCAGAUGCGUUUCCGCGUAUUGUCCCACUCCGACCGACGGAGGCAGUGCCCAGCCAGCCCUCCCAGCAUCUUCAGUGCCCCCUCUACCGACCAGACUCAAGUAGCUUUGCAGCCAGCUUGCGAGAACUGGAAAAAUGUGGAUGGUACUGGGGACCGAUGAACUGGGAAGAUGCAGAGAUGAAACUGAAAGGGAAGCCAGAUGGGUCUUUCCUGGUACGAGACAGCUCUGACCCUCGUUACAUCUUGAGCCUAAGCUUUCGCUCGCAAGGUAUCACUCAUCACACUCGGAUGGAGCACUACAGAGGAACCUUCAGCCUGUGGUGUCACCCCAAGUUUGAGGACCGCUGUCAGUCUGUGGUGGAGUUCAUAAAGAGAGCAAUCAUGCAUUCAAAAAAUGGGAAGUUCCUUUACUUCUUGCGAUCCAGGGUUCCAGGUCUCCCUCCAACUCCAGUCCAGCUCCUGUAUCCUGUUUCCAGGUUCAGCAACGUCAAAUCCCUCCAGCACCUUUGCCGCUUCCGCAUCCGGCAGCUCGUCCGCAUAGAUCACAUUCCAGAGCUCCCACUGCCUAAGCCUUUGAUCUCCUACAUCCGGAAGUUCUAUUACUACGACCCACAGGAAGAGGUGUACCUUUCACUGAAGGAAGCCCAGCUUAUCUCAAAACAGAAGCAGGAGACCGAAUCUUCAACGUAGCGAGGCUGCCUUGUUCUGUCCUGUUGCUGUCCCUGAUGUUAGGAAUUUGGCUGCCAACCUCCUGUAGCAUGGACCCCCAACAAGGCUACAGUGGCAAGGAGGCUCAGGAGGGAGGAGCCCGGCUCUGCAAGACCGACUUCUGCUCUUCUGGCUUUUUUGUACCUUGCCAAGAAGCACAGCGGCAUGGGGGUGCGGACCUCAGCUCCCAGCUCAGCAGAGGAGCCUUGGAGGGCACAGACAAACACAGCCUCUUCGCAGAACAAAGAAUGUCACGGCACUAUUGACUGGUUAUGUUUUGGAAAGUUUUAUUUUUGAUGUCUUCAUUUUUCCAGCAUGGGAAAUACUGUCUUAAGAGUGGCUGGAUUUCUGUCCCUUACCUUGAGCAAAAGGCAGGGGAAGAGAAGGGGGGCUGUCUAACAAGCUCACCUGAUCCAGCCAUGCUGGAGAAACUGCCCCUCAGGUCCUGCUGAUGUGGGUCCAGCCCAAGAGCUGCUCUGAAGCAGACUGAGCCAGAUUUGUGUGCAGCUAUGUAGAAUAAUGGGGUGGGGGGGAUGGGGAGGGAGGGAGGGAAGGCAUAGAGUUCUACAGUGUGCAGCUGCAUAGAUCCUGUGCUUUCUAGGGGAUGGAGAGAGCCAAGCAUAGCCUGAAGCAGUUGUGUUGCUACUGGAAUGCAGGGUGGUCCCAUGCUUUCCUAUUAUACCCUGGAAUAGAGCAGUGCAUGCUCCUGUAGAUCAGUCUGGAGCCUCCUGCUAAACAGAAUGGAUGUAAGUGUGGAACAAGGAGCCUGCUUCUGAAAAGGCCAUCCACCACUUGGCAAACACUGGCAGACUUCCCUGAAGAGUCUUCAGCAAAAACCUUUGAUAAUUCCUCCUGCAGUAACAUGGAAUCUAGCAAAGCUCUAACUACAACUGCCUGUGUUCCAGUCAUCUCUAAACCAAGGGCAUCCCUGCCUCGCCAAAGCAAUCUCUGCCUUCCAGAGCUGUGGGUCCUUUUGUUACAGCCUUUGUGCUGGCUAUUCCCAGAAGCUGUGAAUGAAGUGUUUUUUUUAAUGAAAGGAGCAGUGUGGAAUCCUGAUAACUAAUUGCUGAGGCAUAUGGGACAGCUUUUGAACUGAACAGGGAGGGACCAGUUUUGAUCCUCCCUUCUUUGUUGAAUGGGAAGAUUUAAGGAGAGAAGCCUAAUGUAGUACUUGGAGACAGCAUAUAAUUUUUCCCCCUCUUCCCCCCCGAUUGAUUCUUCUGUAUUUAUAGCCUUUCUGGGGCUGAACUAGGAUGUUCUGUGAUGCCUAUUCACAGAACAACUACUACUGAUUGGAUCAGGAAUGGGGGCGGGACAGGGGGAAAGGCAUGGUUGUUCU
This is a messenger RNA of Alligator sinensis (Chinese alligator), 2410 nucleotides long. It is a transcript of the gene SOCS7, whose product is annotated as suppressor of cytokine signaling 7. Lineage: Eukaryota; Metazoa; Chordata; Crocodylia; Alligatoridae. Gene Ontology annotation, cellular component: phosphatidylinositol 3-kinase complex. The transcript has 10 exons. The record is from RefSeq and is a predicted model, not a curated record. Gene Ontology annotation, biological process: phosphatidylinositol phosphate biosynthetic process; intracellular signal transduction. Gene Ontology annotation, molecular function: 1-phosphatidylinositol-3-kinase regulator activity. The annotation marks the transcript as partial.